Molecule: messenger RNA, 3148 nt
Organism: Photinus pyralis (common eastern firefly)
Lineage: Eukaryota; Metazoa; Arthropoda; Insecta; Coleoptera; Lampyridae
Biological process (GO): proteolysis
Molecular function (GO): metalloendopeptidase activity
Source: RefSeq, a predicted model, not a curated record
AUUAUUGUUGAAACAUUUCUUAUUAAAACGCGUGAUUUAUUUAUUUUUUAUUUCGACAAAUAAAAAAUUAGUAAAAUCAUGAUCGCGUUUUAAGUUAAAAAUGGCUUUCAAUUACAAUAUGUCACUACGCAUACUUUUCCAUUCAUAAUUUGGUAAUUCGACGAAAAAGAAGUAGUUCGAGUACAUUUCGAAAAAAAAAGGAUAACAACCUAUGAACUCUUUUUAACGCAAAGUGCCUUCUCGUUAAUAAUCGUGUUAAAAAGUGAUAGCCGAAAUUUUCGGAAUUUCAGUGAUUUCUGCUGAUUAUCUGUGAUAUUUUUACAUACACAACUAACUUAUAGUGACCCUGUGCGUGUGCAGUUUUCAAAAUACAAGAUCCACAAACACAUGACAAUAGACGAAUUAAGAAGCACAUUUCAUGUAGAAGAUCACGAUUUAGUUCCUGAAUACGAAAUAAUACAUUUACAUCACAUAGGAGAGAGAAGUAUAGAAAAUAAUCCUAGUAUUAACACGUUAGAAAAUUCAAUACAAGGUGAAACAAACUCGAAGUUUACAAAAACGAAGGACCAAGAAAAAUUUUUCGAAAAAUUUCCACACAAAGAAGCUAAUAUUAGAUUAAAAGCUUUCGGGAAACAUUUAAAUUUAAGUUUAACGAAGAACUCCGGCCUUCUAAAAACUGGCGGAUUGAAACUAUGGUCCGUCGAACCAAAUGCAACCGCCCAACAUGGAAUAGAAUAUGUGGAAAUUCCAGAGACUGAGGAAGAAAUCGGAGAUGUAUUCCAAGACGAACAAAACGAGGCAGCGUUUCUUAUUAGAAGAGAUAACCAAACUGGUGCGUUAGUGGUGGAAGGAAGCAUAGGUUCAGAUCUAAUAAUUAGACCAAUGCCCAUCCGACUUCAUCCGUUGACAAACCCAAAUAAUGUAGACACAGACGAGGAAUUAAAUCACACAACCGAGAAGGCCACAACAACUAUUUUACCUCAAUCCGAAAGAGACGAUGACGACGAAAUGUUCUUAGAUGAAGAUGGAGAGCUUAGUUCUGAAGUUGCCAUUGACACCGGACUGCCAAUUAGACGAAACAUACAGAACAAACAAUCGCAAGGCCACCAACACAUUGUUUACAGAAGGAAGGGGCCAGCAGAAGAGACAUUAAGUGACUACGCUUUUAUGGAACCUGAUCACCUAGCAAAACGAUAUAGGAGAAACGCACAGAAUACCACAUCGAAUAGGAGCAAACGUGAAGCUCCAUACAUCAUUUAUCCAGAAAUUUUAGUAAUUGUCGAUUAUGAUGGAUAUAGACUGCACGGUGGAGAUAACGUUCAAAUUAAACGAUAUUUUAUAUCAUUUUGGAAUGGGGUAGAUUUAAGAUAUAAGUUACUGAAAGGUCCCAGAGUUCGUAUAUCCAUCGCCGGAAUAAUUAUUAGCCGAGGAAGAGAUGCGACGCCAUACUUGGAAAGAAACAGGGUUGGGCGAGACGCAAUUGAUUCCGCUGCUGCUUUAACGGAUAUGGGGAAGUAUCUUUUCCGAGAACGAAGACUGCCCGUCUAUGAUAUAGCUGUGGCGAUAACCAAACUAGACAUGUGCAGAAGACAAUAUACUGGAGAUGUGUGCAAUCGUGGCACGGCAGGAUUCGCCUAUGUGGGAGGCGCUUGCGUCGUCAACAAGCGGCUGGAGAAGGUGAACUCGGUUGCCAUCAUCGAAGAUACAGGUGGAUUCAGUGGAAUUAUUGUAGCUGCACAUGAAGUUGGUCAUUUAUUAGGUGCAGUACACGACGGAAGUCCACCCCCUUCUUACUUGGGAGGACCAGGAGCGGAAAAAUGCCAAUGGACAGACGGAUACAUCAUGUCAGAUCUUCGACACACCGAUCGAGGUUUUCGAUGGUCAUCGUGCAGUAUUUCGAGCUUCCAUCACUUUUUAAACGGUGACACGGCAACGUGUUUGUUCAACGCGCCGCAUGAGGAUGACGGUUUGCCAAGAGUUUUACCUGGGAAGCUGUUGAGCCUAGAUGCGCAAUGCCGAAGAGACCGUGGAACGAGCGCUUGCUUUAAAGAUGAUCGGGUAUGCGCUCAGCUUUUCUGUUUUGAUUCCGGCAGUGGAUACUGCGUAGCUUAUCGACCGGCAGCAGAAGGAUCGCCUUGUGGAGAUGGACAGUACUGCUUAAAUGGAAGAUGUGUAGUUGAACACGAAAACAUCAUUCCGGAUUACUCCCAAAACACACCGUCGUACUUACGAAGAGAUCAAAUACAAGGAAGACCUUUGUUCCAUGAGGAAGAUGAAGACCUUGGAGAAACUGUACCUCCAGACAAUCACAUACAAACCACACCGCCACCAUAUCCACAUCAAUAUCAAUAUGAAAGUCCAGAAACGACACAAACCCCAUACGUCACAAGUCCCAAAACAUAUACCACAUCAAAGCCAUUCUUCUUUUCAUUUUCAACCUCCAAACCGCAGACGCACUUUUCGAAAUAUUUCCAUACGACUAAAUCGAUCACGUCUCGUACUUACAGUCACCAAACGAACGGCAUUUCGACCACCCACAAUCCGUACGUAGGCAAAUUUUACGAACUACAAAAGCAAACGACAAUAAAUCCGUACGACUUUGCAAACUUCGCAAAGCGAUAUCAAGACAUUAAUAACAAUUAUCUGAAGAGGUCCUACAAUGUGGCCAGUUAUUACGAUAGUAGUAAUGUACAAAAUACACAAACAAAUCCCCAAAAUGGAAUCCAAAUAGGUGUGACGAGCUAGAAGACGCUAAAUUCGAAUUACAAAAACUUUUAAAAACCUCGUGAACAAGUGUGAACUAUUUUUAAACUGUUAAUUUAUGAAUUAGAAUUUCUAAGUAAAUUUUAAUUAUUUCUAUUUAAAACUUUCGCGAGGUACAGCAUUGAACAGACUGCUCUUCAGUGACAAAAGAGACUUCAUAUUAAUCGAGUAGGUAUGUGACUGUGGAACUCUACAAUACAUUAAUGGAAUGCCGCUACAGUCUAAGAGUUAACUUGUAUACUCUAAAAUACGUAGUGAACCAAUGUGCAAUUUAAAUUUAUAUUUGAAACUUGGAAGAAUAUUAUGUAUUUUUUAGUAAUGUAUUGUACCGUUAUUUUGAAUUUAAGCUUUUAUAUAAACUAAUAUUUAGUUGUAAAAAUUGUGA